Messenger RNA from Mercurialis annua (annual mercury), 786 nucleotides. RefSeq lists its product as uncharacterized. The record is from RefSeq and is a predicted model, not a curated record. Bases 1 to 786 code for a protein of 261 amino acids. NCBI's taxonomy places the organism in Eukaryota, Viridiplantae, Streptophyta, Magnoliopsida, Malpighiales, Euphorbiaceae. The transcript has a single exon.
AUGGCACUUGCACUCCAAGGGAGAGCUCAAGGUGGAUUGCUAUCUACUACUGAAAACAAUACAAGGGAGAAACUCAAAGCGGUUGAACUUAGAAGUGGGAGAAACCUUGAAAAGUCUAAUGGCAAGGGGCAUAGAGUGGAAGAAAAGGAGCCUAAUAUUGAGGCGAAUGUUGCUAGCUCUAGCCAAGAGUUAUCCAAGGCUAGUGAGGAGGUGGUAAUUGAUAUUGAAGAGCCUUAUGUGAGAACACCACCACCUCCACCAUUUGUGCCUAAGGUUCCAUUCCCAAGCCGGCUAAGAAAGGUGUCGGAUAAUCAAAAGUUUCACAAGUUUCUUGAGAUCUUCAAGAAGCUUCAGAUCAACCUUAGCCUAGCAUAUGCUUUGAGGGAGAUGCCCCAAUAUGCUAAGUUCUUGAAGGAUAUCAUCACCAAUAAGAGGAGUUGGGACAAUGGUGCAACUAUUGCCCUUCCGGAGAGUUGUAGCUCAAUCAUCUUGAGUGACUUACCGGCUACGUUAAAAGAUCUAGAGAGUUUUUCUAUACCUUGCACUAUUGGAAACAUGAAUUCUAUCAAUUUUUUAUGUGAUUUAGGUGGUAACAUAAAUCUUAUGCCUCUAUCUCUUUUCAGGAUGCUUUUUAGGGAUCAAACUGUGAAGACUACCUCGAUGGUACUCCGACUAGCCAACCACUCCUUGAAGAGGCCGUAUGGUAUUGUUGAAGAUGUGCUUGUGAAGGUGGAUAAGUUUAUAUUUCCAGUUGAAUUUGUUAUCUUGGAUUAUGCUGUAGAUUAG